Molecule: messenger RNA, 2316 nt
Organism: Soboliphyme baturini
Lineage: Eukaryota; Metazoa; Nematoda; Enoplea; Dioctophymatida; Soboliphymatidae
Source: the annotation of a GenBank genome assembly
GCCGAAGAGGAAGAGCGCCAUAAUGCUGAGAAUGAACGACGCAAGAAGCGUUUUAUCAAUGCUGAAUCAACACCUGCUCACGUGAGCAUCGACGAAGAGGAUGAAGGUGACGUCAUUUCGGUUACAUCGAUCGUAUUUUUGACUCGAUAUGUUUUUGACCUAGCUACAACAAGUAUCAAUUCCACUGCGACAGUCGGCAGCAAGCGUAAGCACGUACGUAGCUUUUGGAUUCCGUCGUUGAACGAAGAAAAUGUGCCGCAUGCAAUCGAUAAACCAGACAUGAAAAUUUACUGUCCGAUGAGCGGCAAAGUGCUGAAGUUCAAGGACCUUACUGCGGUGAAGUUUGCAACUGCGAACAUCGACGGCGAGGUUAAAUUCCUUUGCGCGGUCUCGAACGAUAUACUGACCAAUUCGACGCCGUGUGCAGUGCUGAAAACUUCUGGAAACGUGGUGACUAUAGAUUGCGUAGAGAAUGUCAUAAAAAAGGAUUGGAUCGAUCCUACGAACGGCAGGAAUAUGACCGAGCAGGACAUUAUUCUUUUGCAACGAGGAGGAACGGGAUUUGCGGCCGUAAAUACGAACCUCAAGGCGAAAAUUGCAAGGCCGGUCUUGGAACUUCAAAUCGUUGUUUGGCAGAAGUGCGGAAUGGUUUUGGGCGAUAGUGAUUCGGAAGGCGCUGUAUUGUCUGUGACCGAUAAAAAGCAAUCUAACUCAUGGGAGGCGCAACCGGAUCAAAAUCAGGGUACCCGUUUGAUGGCUCCGAUUGUCGUGCUGCAGGGUCACGGCGGCGAAAUCUACUCGGCGAAGUUCAGCAAUGGUGGUGAUUUCUUGGCAUCUGCUGGCUUCGAGCACAAAAUUUUUCUAUGGAAUGUUUAUGGUGAGUGUGAAAAUUUCGCCGUGUUGAGAGGUCAUUCUGGCGCUGUUAUGGAGCUGCAUUUUUCUGCAGACUCAGACGUUUUGUUCACGUGUUCAACAGACAAAACGAUCCGGUUGUGGGAUUUGGAAACGGGCAUCUGUCGGCGAAAAUUCAAAGGUCACGCAUCGUUCGUCAACUCUUGCUUUCCCGCUCGGCGUGGGCCAGAAAUUGUCUGCUCCGGAAGCGACGACGGUACGAUUAAACUCUGGGAUAGUAGGAAGAAAGACCCGGUGCAGUCUUUCGAGAAUUAUUACCAAGUGACGACGGUAACUUUCAACGACACGGCGGAACAGAUCGUGUCUGGCGGUAUCGACAAUGACAUUAAAGUUUGGGAUUUGCGCAAGACAGAUUUGGCGUACCAAAUGCGAGGUCACACGGAUACAGUGACUGGCCUGGAGCUGAGUCCUGACGGGACGCACGUUCUUUCGAACUCUAUGGACUGUACUGUCAGAGCCUGGGACAUUCGACCUUUCGCUCCUGAGAUGCGCUGUACCAAAGUGUUUCUCGGCGUCCAGCACAACUUUGAGAAGAAUUUGCUGCGGUGUUGCUGGUCUCCUAAUGGCAGCCGAGUUUCCGCCGGAUCGGCAGAUCGUUUUGUUUAUAUCUGGGAUGUACCCAGUAGGAGAAUACUUUACAAACUGCCAGGUCAUCUAGGGUCUGUGAACGAAACAGAUUUUCAUCCUACAGAAAAUAUCAGUAAGUGUCAUAAUUUCUUUCUGCUGGAAGCGAUAAAAGGUUAUUUUUGGGCGAGGUACAGUAAAAUUGGCUUCGAAUUGUACCGUCACAUUUUUGCCCUGUUCAGCGAGAUUUCAUUUUUGAACUGUGUUUCUCGCUGUGGUGUUUCUCGUUUAUUCACGUUUUCGUUAUCGGAUCAGACUCCAGGUGCAUUUGUAUGUACUGAUAUGUCUGAUCUAUGCAUUAGUGUUGAUGACAGCGGAGUUGACCAAAUGAAGCGAGCCUUCGUCUGCGUUUCGCCGUACCACUGCAUUUACAAGAAUCUCGCACUGGAGCAUCUGCUGUUCUCUAAGUUCGACUUCGAGAAGACCGACGGUCUGUUGCUGUGGCGCAAUCAUCCGGCGGUCGUCAUUGGUCGCUUCCAAAAUCCUUGGGUGGAAUCAGAUGUCAGCUUCUUGAAUGCAUGCGGUAUUGCAUUGGCCAGACGCGCUAGUGGUGGCGGCGCCGUUUAUCACGACCUAAGCAACAUAAACUUCAGUUUUAUGUCCAGCAAGCGUCGCCACGAUCGCAGCGCGAAUCUGCACGUUCUCCAGCAGGUUGUGCGUCAACUCUAUGACGUCCAUUUGAAUAUUGGAAAACGGCACGACUUAUAUCUUGACAGGAUUUUCAAAGUAAACAUUGUUUUCCUUAAACUUACGUCUAACAUGCGAAUCAUAUUUCGCUAG